GGGGCGCGGGUCCCGGGCCCCGCAGCUGCCGGCGGCCGCGGCGUUGGCGGCGGACCCUGAGGACAAUGCCCGCAGCCCGAGCGAGGCGAAGGCUGGGGCUGGAGAUCCGCGCCGCGGCAGCCCGGGAGGGCGGGGAGGCGGUGGCGGCCGGCUGCAGAGGCGGCUGCUAAUUGCGCGUCCGGCCGGGACACGCGUGGCAUGAGUCCCCGCGGAACGUGCGCCCACCUCCGCGGCCCAUCGCGCUCUCUCCCGCAGCCUCCGCCGGGCGAGGGCUUCCUACUCGCCGCGCGCAGCCCGGCCCUCCCCGCCCUGGCGAGCAUGCCCAGUGCGCCGCCCGCCGCGCCCCGCCCGAACGUCCGCUCCGGGAUUUCCGCGGGGUCGGGAGUGGGCGGGGAAGGGGUGUGGCUAGAUCGGACUGGGCGGGGGGGAGGGCGGAGCAACGGACCGGACUGGCCGCCUGGCCGCCGUGGCGCGAGUCUUGGAACUGGAGAGGCGAGUGCGUGCGCCGGGAGACGGAAGCCAGGGCCUCUCCGGAGUCUGCAGAACGCGCGUGGGCGUCAGGGACGGUCCGGGCUGUGCCCUUCCCGCCGGCUUGCAGCCGUCCCCGAAUCCCCGCCGUGCGCGAUUCUCCGGCCGCACAACCGCAAGGGCAUCUCGAGACCCCGGAAGGCAUCCCAGGCGCGUGUCCGCCCGGUCCCCACGCGCAGCACAGCCGCUGGCUCCGCCCCACCUGGCUGGCUGGCCCUGCACCGCAUUCCCCCGACCGUGCAAACGGGACGAUUCUCGACCUAGUGCGGGCCGAACUGAGCUGAGGUCCCGGCACGACCUACGGGGGCCCUCCCACCUCGCCGACGGCUGGGGCCAAAACCCGGCGAACGGAUGGCGCCCGGACGGCUCGCACGGAGUCAGGGCAUGCUCAGUCGGCCGAGCAGGUUUGGGGCUUGCAAGUGGGAAGGUUUCGCACCGCACACCCACACGCCAGCUCAAAUUACCUCUCCCAGACUCCCGACUCAUUGGUCCCGGGGCCUUAGUCUCACACCCACAAAUGUUUUCCCAUUGGCUGCGGACGAGGUUUUGUCACUUUGGACAGCUUCAUUGGCUGGAAAGUCGCCUCCGCUCGGGAUUGGUUAUUUAUAGAGAUUGAGUGGAGAGGCGGAGGCCCAGAUGCUCUCUCUCCGCCGCUCCCCGCCCCUUUCCUCCCACUGCCCCAGCCCCGAGGAUCCGAAGCUGGAGGGGGAAAGAAGGAAUUUAGGCGGAGAGCUCCCAACUAAAUAUAGUUCCUUUGUUGGUGUUUUGGAGGGUGUCUGAUCUCCGCGCCCAGUCACGAUCGACCCUUUAAAGGGAGCAGCCAGGCUCCACUACAGCUCUUGGUCUGCAGGAAAUCCUAAAGUUUGGAAGUUGACGUUGGCGCGAAGUUCUGCGGUGACUCAUGGCCUCAGCUGCGAGUUAACCUGCUCCAAACUCUUGGCUGUAGCCCCUUAAGUGGGUGACCGCAGCAGUAAGUUCUUGGGUGCAGGACCAGGGGGCACGAGGGCAGGAGCCUGUGCCCAAGUACAGUGGGUGGUGUUCACACUGCCACUGGCUCUGUCAGGUAGUGGAGAAAGGCCGUUCACCGUCUACUAUUGACUCCCUGGAUGUAAUUGUGCUUACGUAAUUCUUCAGUGGAAUAGCUCUUAAAUAAAUUCUAAUAUAGCCAGAUAGAACCUUGCCAACACCCUCCCGUGUUUAACGUCCACGAAGUGUUUUGCAUGUGCUAUCUAAAUUACUCCUCAUGAUAAUUACUGUUAUGCCCAUUUUAAAGAUGAAACUCAGCUCCCAGGUGUUCAGUAGCUUGUCUGAGGGCGGGUUACAACCUAGGUGUUUGCCUGUGGAGCCUGUUCUCUAACCGCUAAAAGUAUUACUUUCCCUCAAGACAAUCUCCAGUUUUUCUUCUCCAGUGGAGCCUAGAGGUGGUUUGAUAAGUUUGACUCUUAAGCAGGUGAGCUCUCUGCCUGAGAGCAUGCUGUUACUGGCCUCUUGCAGCCCCAGGGUCAAGACGACAUCCAUCUGGAUGCUGCUCUAUCUUCUAGACACUGUUCCAAGGAGUCAGGAUUCUGAAGUUACC
Molecule: messenger RNA, 2104 nt
Organism: Nannospalax galili (Upper Galilee mountains blind mole rat)
Lineage: Eukaryota; Metazoa; Chordata; Mammalia; Rodentia; Spalacidae
Product: translation initiation factor IF-2
Exons: 2
Coding region: 199-792 (197 amino acids)
Source: RefSeq, a predicted model, not a curated record